AUGAGGCUCCAUAUUCAACCGCUUCCAAGUGCCAACCCGCCAGUGUGGCUAGUUUUCCUGCCAGAUGCAGCUGACGGUCCCAGUGGUCUUGGAUGCUUGGUUCAAAAAAGGAUGUUCCAUCUCAUUGGUUUGAUUGUGCAAUCCCAGCCUAAGAACGCACCAGACCAGCCUGCUGGGUCCAAAAGAGCAAACUCUCACCAGCGAUCUAGACUAUAUGAUACCCGCUCAUCUCUUCAUUCGGUCAGCAAACAUCCAGUCAUGCUGGCUCUUGAAGCUUCGGUUUGUAAAUUCAAUGCUGAAGAGGGUUUGUUGUUUCUGCUGCUAGCAGAGCUGAAUACACGUCAGUCACAUCACACGCGCAGGGAAACGGAGUGGAGGGGUGAUAGAAAGCAAGAGGAGAGAGCAAAAGCCAGCAAAGUGCAGAUCGUUUCCUUAAUGAUGCUUGGCAUCGAAGAUUGA
Molecule: messenger RNA, 459 nt
Organism: Paracoccidioides lutzii Pb01
Exons: 1
Coding region: 1-459 (152 amino acids)
Source: RefSeq, a predicted model, not a curated record